AUCAUCAAAUUUCAGAAUGGUGGGAAAGAGCAGCUUUAGAGCAAUAAUGAGAAGAUCAAUCUUCACAUUCCUCCAAAACUUCCACCGCUUCACCGCCGCACCAUCCCUCCUCCUCCUCCCCUACGCCGCCGCAACCCUCCUCUCCCACCCCCUCCUCUCCUCCUCCUACAUUUUCCCCAUCAUCCACGGCCGCUUCACCUCAAUUUUCCUCGCCGCCGGCUUCCCGCCGUCGUCGCAGCUAUUCUCCAUUCUCAAUCUCAAGCUCUCCCAAACCCUACUCUCCUCCAUCUUCGUAUCCCCCUUCACCCUCUCCUUCCUCCUCCUCUCCAAAUCCUCUGUAAUCACCUCCCUCCAGAAAUUCAAUUCAAAUAAUUAUAGUAAUAAAAUAAUCACAAUCUUCAAUCGGCUGUUCGUCACGCAAAUCUGCAACUCGCUGGUGAUUCUCUCCGCCAACGCCACCUGCUUCUCUCUCCUCGUCAUCGCAUUCAACGUUUCCGAUCUCAUUCUAGGGCUUUCUUCUCACCCCAGAUUCGUCCUGCUGACGUCAGCAAUUGGCGCCGUCGUCUACUCCGUGGUGCUCGCGAAUGCGUGCGUUGUGUGCAAUUUGUCCUUGAUUUUAUCUGGAUUAUUGGAGAAGAAUAAUAAUAAUAAGAAGAAGAAGAAUUGCUGUGGGUUUAGCUCGAUUGUGGAUGCGUGUGUUGUUCUGAUGAGGGGGGGCGGCGGGGGUGGGGUGGCGCUGUCGUUGGCGGUGGCGAUGAAUAUGGGGAUGGCGGCCAUUGAAGCUCUGUUUCAGUACCGUGUUGUCAGAGCUUAUUAUUAUUAUUAUCGAGGAGAUGGUGGUGACGUGGCGGCGCUCGAUUGGCCGGUGGUUUUGGAGGCGGUGGUGAUUGCGUACAUGUACGGCGUGGUGGUUGUUCUUGAUACGAUUGUUGGUUUUGUGUUCUUGGAGAGCUGCGAAUUGGAUCGUUGCAGAGUAAUGGAAGUUUAGGAGAGAGAAGGAAAGUGUUUUGUAGUUUGUGCUGUAAAUUUUCUGCAGAUACACACAAACACACACACAGACACACACUAAAGUUGGUAAAAAUGUGAUGUUUAUAAUAGUGUUUUUUUCCGGGAAAAUUACGGUUUUCACCCAUUAAGUUUGCACCGAUUUUAUAUUUGGUCUCCUAUGUUCAUAAAAAAAUACAUUUACUCCC
This is a messenger RNA of Erythranthe guttata (spotted monkey flower), 1193 nucleotides long. RefSeq lists its product as uncharacterized. The record is from RefSeq and is a predicted model, not a curated record. NCBI's taxonomy places the organism in Eukaryota, Viridiplantae, Streptophyta, Magnoliopsida, Lamiales, Phrymaceae.